Molecule: messenger RNA, 1922 nt
Organism: Pongo pygmaeus (Bornean orangutan)
Lineage: Eukaryota; Metazoa; Chordata; Mammalia; Primates; Hominidae
Product: amyloid-beta A4 precursor protein-binding family A member 2-like
Exons: 9
Coding region: 550-1632 (360 amino acids)
Biological process (GO): chemical synaptic transmission
Cellular component (GO): plasma membrane; dendritic spine; cytoplasm
Molecular function (GO): amyloid-beta binding
Source: RefSeq, a predicted model, not a curated record
GGGCCGAAGGUGACAGCGGAGUCUCCAGCACGACCUUCGCCGAGGGCCUCCAGGGGAUUUCGAUUUCUCGCGCUGUGGGGGCGGAAGACUGGCUCCCCUGGGGAUGUGUGUGCGGGUUCUCAAGGAGCUCAGCCUCCCGGACGGAGCCGGCGGCGGCAGGGCGAGGACGGCGGCGCGGCGAGGACGGCGGCGGACCGGGGAAGCCCCGCGUCCUGGCCAGGUGUCUCUGGCUGUGCCCUGUGGUGUGCUCAUGUCCUGAUCUUGUGGGAGGCUGGCUCCUCUGCUCCAGUGGCUGCCUUCCUGGAGGAGACCAGCUUGUUUGCCACCUCUCCUGAUGCCCAGAGCAGCAGCCCACGCGGAAAGUCCUGCUUCCUCCCCUAGCUGUCUGCCUUUCCCCACAGGUGGUUUUGUCUCAGUGCUGACAUCUUCCCAGCUAGAAGAGGAGACCCUCAAAGGUGCACAGUGGCUGCCUCUGGGGAAUGAUGGCUGCGUGAGCGCCCGCCAUGCCCCACCAGAAGAGUCUACCAUGGCCCACCGGAAGCGUCUACCAUGGCCCACCAGAAGCGUGAGAGCGCAGGGAGCAGCAUGUUGGAACAUAGGGCAAGGCCGGGUCCUGUCCCUCACCAUCAGGAGCCUGAGAGCGAGGACGUGGAGCUGCCCUUGGAGGGCUAUGUGCCCGAGGGCCUGGAGCUGGUCACCCUGCGGCCAGGGAGCCCCAUGCCCAAGAAGCAGGAGUGCCACAACCACAGCCCCGCUGGGGACUCCAGUUCCGACUACGUGAACAACACUUCUGAGGAGGAGGACUAUGAUGAGGGCCUCCCUGAGGAGGAGGAGGGCAUCCCCUACUACAUCCGCUACUGCCCUGAGGACGACAGCUACCUGGAGGGCAUGGACUGCAACAGGGAGGUGUACCUGGCUCACGGCGCACACCCAGUGGACACUGACGGGUGCCAGGAUGCAGUGGAGUGGACGGCCUGGGCGGGCCUGCACUCCCAUGGUCACAGGGCUAAAGGCAGCCAGGACUACCCUGAUGGCCAACUGCCCAUCCCAGAGGAUGAGCCCUCUGUCCUGGAGGCCCACGACCAGGAAGAAGACGGUCACUGCUGUCCCAGCAAAGAGGGCUACCAGGACUACUACCCUGCGGAGGCUAACGGGAACACCAGCGCUUCUGCCUACCCCCUGAGGUGCGGGGACGGGGACCUGGAGGACCAGGAGGAGGACAUCGACCAGAUCGUGGCAGAGAUCAAGAUAAGCCUGAGUAUGACCAGCAUCACCAGCACCAGUGAGGCCAGCCCCGAGCAUGGGCCCGAGCCAGGGCCUGCAGCCUCUGCAGAGGCCUGCCCACCCGUCAAGGCCAGCUGCAGCCCCAGCAGGCACGAGGCGAGGCCCAAGUCGCUGAACCUCUUUCCCGAGGCCAAGCACCCCGGAGACCCCCAGAGAGGCUUCAAGCCCAAGACCAGGACCCCAGAAGAGAGGCUGAAGUGGCCCCAUGAGCAGGAUAUAGAAGACUUAGAUCACUACGAGAUGAAAGCGGAGCCCAUUAGUGGGAAAAAGUUGGAGGAUGAAGGAAUUGAAAAAGAAAAUUUGGCAAUAUUAGAGAAAUUAGGAAGACUGAAAGGCAAGACCGUUUAAAUGUAGUUGACCCUGAUAGUCCUUUGCACAGUGAUCUUCAGAUCUUAAAAGAAAAAGAAGACAUGGAGAUAUUUUGCUUAACUUAUCUUUUAAGAAACUGUUGUGGUUGUCAACUGGGUUGUCUUCCUGAAGUAUGAAUCCGGUAUGUAUUGGGUGGAAGAGCAUUAUGUAUUGAACUUCUGACGAAACAGGGCUGAAGCAGUGCCUACUCGACAGAACCAGUCAUCAUACAAAGAAAUGCCACCUGACUCAAAGGCAAAGCCAGAGUGCAGCUUGGAGCAAAGAAGGUA